This is a messenger RNA of Syngnathoides biaculeatus (alligator pipefish), 1717 nucleotides long. It is a transcript of the gene chrnb2, whose product is annotated as cholinergic receptor, nicotinic, beta 2. The record is from RefSeq and is a predicted model, not a curated record. NCBI's taxonomy places the organism in Eukaryota, Metazoa, Chordata, Actinopteri, Syngnathiformes, Syngnathidae. The transcript has 6 exons. Gene Ontology annotation, biological process: monoatomic ion transmembrane transport; nervous system process; signal transduction. Gene Ontology annotation, cellular component: neuron projection; synapse; postsynaptic membrane. Gene Ontology annotation, molecular function: acetylcholine-gated monoatomic cation-selective channel activity; transmembrane signaling receptor activity. The coding region runs from base 1 to 1665 and encodes 554 amino acids.
AUGGUGGGGAUGAAGAUGGAGGAGGGCUGGCUGCUGAUGUUGCUGCUGGCGCUGCUCGCCAUUGCAGGAGGUGCUGUCAUUGCAGGAAGCCUGGGGGCCGACACAGAGGAGCGCUUGGUGGAGCAUCUCCUGAAUCCCGCCCACUACAACAAACUAAUCCGUCCUGCUACCAACGGCUCUGAGCUGGUGACUGUGCAGCUGAUGGUGUCGCUGGCCCAACUCAUCAGUGUGCAUGAACGAGAGCAGGUGAUGACCACCAAUGUCUGGCUGACACAGGAGUGGCAGGACUAUCGCCUGACUUGGGUCCCCGAGGAGUUUGACGGCAUGAUGAAGGUCAGGUUGCCCUCCAAACACAUCUGGCUGCCUGAUGUGGUGCUCUAUAACAAUGCCGAUGGCGUGUAUGAGGUGUCUUUCUACUCCAACGCGGUGGUUUCUUACGACGGGAGCAUUUUCUGGUUACCGCCAGCUAUCUACAAGUCAGCCUGCAAGAUCGAAGUCAAACAUUUUCCCUUUGAUCAGCAGAACUGCACGCUGCGCUUCCGUUCAUGGACCUAUGACCGCACCGAGAUCGACCUGGUGCUUAGGGCCGACGUCGCCAGCAUGGAUGACUUCACGCCAAGCGGCGAGUGGGACAUCAUUGCACUGCCAGGUCGGCGGAACGAGAAUCCAGCGGACCCGGCCUACGUGGAUAUCACAUAUGACUUCAUAAUCCGCCGCAAGCCUCUUUUCUACACCAUCAACCUCAUCAUCCCGUGCGUGCUCAUCACUUCACUGGCCAUCCUGGUUUUCUACUUGCCGUCUGAUUGCGGCGAGAAGAUGACGCUCUGCAUCUCCGUGCUCUUGGCACUCACUGUCUUCCUGCUGCUGAUCUCUAAGAUCGUGCCGCCUACGUCCUUGGAUGUCCCCCUCGUGGGCAAGUACCUGAUGUUCACCAUGGUUCUCGUCACUUUUUCCAUCGUCACCAGCGUGUGCGUGCUGAAUGUGCAUCACCGCUCGCCCACCACGCACACCAUGCCCCCGUGGGUCAAGGUGGUCUUCCUCAACAAGCUGCCCGCCUUGCUGUUCAUGCGCCAGCCCAGGAAUAGCUGCGAGAGGCAGCGGCUACGUCAGAGACGGAGAGCCCAGGAGCAGAAAGAGGGUGGGCGCAGCGGGGAGGCGGGGGCCCUGAUGGUGGGGCUCGGCUUGGGUAGCGGCGGUGGUGCAGAGACAGUAGGGGGUACUUCAACAGGAGUAUUCGCCAAGGAGGACGGCGACCCUUGUACCUGCUAUGUGAACCGAGCGUCUGUCAAACAGUUUGGAGGUGAUCUGGGAAGCACGGGAGGAGGCUCCAUGGACAGUCUAAAUAGGGCGAGAGAAAACCGGGAGGGGGGCUCAGGGAACCGAGCAAAGCAGGCAGCAGGGGGUCAGGCUCUGACUCAGGCCAUCCUGGCUCAAGCCUGUCCAGGCUUUGAAGAUGCUGUGGAAGGAGUGCGCUUCAUCGCCAACCACAUGAAGAGUGAGGACGAUGACCAGAGUGUGAGCGAGGACUGGAAGUAUGUCGCCAUGGUGAUCGACCGCCUCUUCCUGUGGAUCUUCGUGUUCGUGUGCGUGUUCGGCACCAUGGGUAUGUUUCUGCAACCACUCUUCCAGAAUUACACAGCCAAGACUAUCCACAUGCCGGGCUGACCAGCCGCACGUCGCCAUCGCGCUGACAGGACAGCGCCUCGCCGCCCCCCAG